AUGGCUGCGCUCGCUGAGAUGGUGGGGGCUGACCUGUAUUCCUGUGUCCGAGUCGUCGUUUACACGACCGACAUGUACAGGUACCGACCAAUGUGCAAUGAGGUGCAGAUUGAGCUCUGGGGCGACGACGCGAACACGUACCCGCCCCGAACGAUUAUCGAGGUUGAUCGACUGAAUGAAGACGACAUUGUCGAGGUGGAGGGCACUUUCUACGCGCCUCACUUGAACAAAAAGAAGCCCGGACAUUAG
Molecule: messenger RNA, 249 nt
Organism: Emericellopsis cladophorae
Lineage: Eukaryota; Fungi; Ascomycota; Sordariomycetes; Hypocreales; Bionectriaceae
Exons: 1
Coding region: 1-249 (82 amino acids)
Source: RefSeq, a predicted model, not a curated record